GGCCAGCUCUAUAAUAGGCUCCGGUCUGGAGCAGCCCCGGGGCGGAGAGAGGAAGCGCGCAAAGAGGAGGAGGAGGAGGAGAAGGAGAAGGAAGAGGCAGCCAAGGAGGGCGACACGGAGGCCGCGCCUUUCAGGAGCCGGGGUUUCUUCUCCGAGAGAGUGCGAGGGCCCCACGCAGCGGAGGAAGAAGCGAGGCCGCUGCCGCCGGGAUGUUGCUCUCGGCCUGGCCUCGGCCUCCCACCCGCUUCCAGACCCAGGCCGCUCCAGGCCUCCGGAUCCGCUGAGAUUUGGGGGGCAGCCGCCAUCGCGGGCGCCGCCAUUCCGUGGGGGGCGCCCUGGGCCAGGGAGGGCUGGGCUGGUGGGGGGCCCGGCGCCAUGCAGCACCCCUUGGACCUCGGCGCCGCCGCCCACUACUUCCCCGCCCCCGCCGCAGACCCCUUCGCCGCCGCCGACCCCCGCCCGCACCGUUAUCGCAGCUUCAUGAUCGAGGAGAUCCUCACCGACCACGCCGCCGCCAAGGCCUCCUCGGCCCCCGUCGCCGCCGGAGAGCUGCUCAAGUUCGGGGUCAAGGCGCUGCUCUCGGCCCGGCCCUAUCACAGCCCCCUCGCGGUCCUGAAAGCGGAGCAGGCGGCGGCGGCGGUGUUCAAGUUCCCUCUGUCGUCGGGGGCGCCGCUGGGCUGCUCGGGGCUGAGCGCGGGGGCGGCGGCGGCGGCGCUGCUGGCGGCGGGGGGCUCUGGCCCGGGCUUCCCCGGCGCGCCGGGCCCUCCGCACCUGCCCCUCGAGCUCCACCUCCGCGGGAAGCUAGAGGCCGGAGCCUGCGCCGAGGCCGGGGCCAAGGCCAAGAAGGGCCGCCGCAGCCGCACCGUCUUCACCGAGCUGCAGCUGAUGGGCCUCGAGAAGCGCUUCGAGAAGCAGAAGUACCUCUCCACGCCGGACAGGAUAGACCUGGCAGAAUCCCUGGGCCUGAGUCAACUACAAGUGAAAACCUGGUACCAAAACAGGCGAAUGAAAUGGAAGAAAAUAGUCCUUCAAGGCGGAGGGCUGGAGUCCCCCACUAAGCCCAAAGGGCGCCCCAAGAAGAACUCCAUCCCGACCAGCGAGCAGCUGACGGAGCAAGAGCGGACGAAGGAGCUGGAGCGACAGCCCGAGAGCCUCGGCUCCCCCGGCCACGUCAGCCAGGAGGAAUAGCUUCAGCCCACGCGGCAGCGCCCACGCGCGGACUCGGCGUGGGCUCCUGGGGCCUUUUGCCCGCCCGCUCUGCGCGUGAGGACUUUUGGGGACUCCCUGCCGCGAGGAGAAAGGCUUUCCACGCUUGCUCUUGGACCUUGCCAGGCGACUCGACCUCGCGUGGAUUGCCUUGGAGGACGCGGGACACGGACUCGAGGGCCGUGCAAGGCGGUCCUGUUAUUACGCAGCUGCUGAGGCGCCGAGGAGGAAGCGAGAGGAACCAGAAGGGUGGCCAAAUGGUUAGUGGGCUGCUGUCCUCCCCGUCGGUUCUGCUGCAUUUCUUCCUUCUGCGUGUUGAGCUGCCCCUCCGCAGAAGGGAGACGUGUCCCUGGGUGGGAGGGAGGGAGGUCAAGGCCUUGGGCUUCCUAGGCCUCUUUUGGCCUGGUGGGGCAGAGGAUCAGGGCGCUUGCUGCCCGCAGAGCCAGAGGGCGCGGACGGAGGGGCCUCUUCCCUGAAACUCUUUCCCACUCGGGUUGAAUUAAUAUGAAGAUAACUGAAUUUAUUUCAAUAAAAAUAUUUUAUGAACAGUU
Molecule: messenger RNA, 1757 nt
Organism: Anolis sagrei ordinatus
Lineage: Eukaryota; Metazoa; Chordata; Lepidosauria; Squamata; Anolidae
Gene: BARX1
Product: BARX homeobox 1
Biological process (GO): regulation of DNA-templated transcription
Molecular function (GO): DNA-binding transcription factor activity, RNA polymerase II-specific; DNA binding
Source: RefSeq, a predicted model, not a curated record